Molecule: messenger RNA, 2049 nt
Organism: Hypoxylon trugodes
Lineage: Eukaryota; Fungi; Ascomycota; Sordariomycetes; Xylariales; Hypoxylaceae
Product: TPR-like protein
Exons: 8
Coding region: 1-2049 (682 amino acids)
Molecular function (GO): ADP binding; protein binding
Source: RefSeq, a predicted model, not a curated record
AUGUCUUAUUGCGACGAAAUGCAUGGAAGAAAGAAUCUCAUCUAUGUCGAGAGUGAGGCCGAUCUAGCUCGAAUGAGAUUGGAUGAACACAAGUAUAAAGAAGUGAUUGAACUCAUGGAUAAUCUCUCCACUAAACGGAGCGAGGACGAUCGUCGAACUAAAUAUCACCACAUUCCAUUCCUACAAAAUGGUAGAUUCUCCGGACAAUCAUCAUCGUCUACGAAAUCGAUCGCGCUAUUCGGAAUGGGUGGGGUUGGUAAGACACAAUUGGCACUACAGUAUGCCCACGAAAGUGUAGAUAAAUAUGACAUAAUCCUCUGGGUCGCGGCCGACAAUGUCAUCACGAUUGGCCAGAGUCUUCGGGGGAUAGCCCAGGGUCUACAAUUGUGCCAGAGCCCAGAUGAGAUUCAGGACUCGGCUGCCGCAAUUUGGAAAGUGGCAUGGCCUGGGAAUUCACACGGCUCGAUACUGCUAACAACUAGAGACUUCGAUGUUGCGAACAAUCCUGCUGCUCGAUGCCUUCAGGUGGGACCUUUUGAUGACGCUGAGGGGUCCGUGAUGUUAUUGGAACAGAUCGGACUUGAUCCAAAAGUUACAGUUGACAUGGAACACGCGACUGCAAUCACCCAAACGUUGGGUGGGUUGCCCCUUGCUCUAAGCCAAAUUGUUAAGGAUGACUACGAGCAUACUCUGAGUACUGUCUGGGAUGUAUCAUUUCAGAAGCUCCCGAAGGAUGCGACGAAGCUAUUGAAUAUUUUGAUUUUCCUGGACCCAGAUGCAGUGGAUGAGGCAAUAUUUCUAGAGGGCUCACAGACAGACCUUGGGAUCGAUCCGGACUUCGAAUUCGUGGCUGACGAGAUGGACCUCGGUGAUGCGGAACAACCUCUCCUACAAGCAGCUCUAAUCAACAAAACAAUGGAGAAGCCGGUUAUUACGGUACACCGGUUGAUCCAAUUCGCGGCCAUCCGAAGACUACCCCUUACAGAUCAACCAAGGUAUCUCGAUGUUGUCGUUCAAUUACUAUCGUGGGGUUUCCCAGACACUUGGAGCAAAGAUGUAGGUCAUCAGAUUAAUGCCUGGCAAAAGUGCGAAAAGUGUCUACCACAUAUUGGUCACCUCGCCAAGAUAUCCAAGAAGCACAAUGUUAAACCAACGAACGUACAGCAAUAUGCCGAACUACUUCUCCGUUCCAGCUGUCUAGUAGAUUCCGCAGUUCAGACAUUCCAGGACAAGUCAACCUUAGCAUAUGCAAGCGCCAUUGAUCUGGCUGGCCUGAUCGACCUGGACUUGUGCCGACCAGAACUCGCCUUGAAGCCGUUUCAAGAAGCCCUAGAAAUCCGCAAGAAACGGCUCGGCCCCGAGGAUCCGUUUAUUGCUUUCAGUUUAAAUAACAUAGCACUAGCCUACACCGAAAUGGGAAAAUUGGAAGAGGCAUACUCUACACACCAACAGGCGAUAGACAUUCGACUUCGAAAUAAUAGCGAUAGGAAUGGUAACUCGUAUAGUAACAUGGCUAGCUUACUCUUACGCAUGGGUAAACCGGAUGGUGCUGAAGAAAUGCUCGCAAGAUGUCCAUCUUUAAAGGACUUCACAGACGAAACAUUCCUAAGUACAGGCAACCCGCGAUUCUCUGGCGAUAUGGUACUCUUAUCCCGCAUUCGACUUAAGCAGGGCCGUGUAGACGACGCUCUGCGACUAGCAUCAAAAGCGCUUGCGUUUCGGCAGAAGUUGCUAGGAAAUCGACUGAAAACAUGCGACUCACUAUAUGAUGUGGCUAAUAUCUUAGACCUCCAAAGUCAUUCAGCAUCAGCCGUCGAGUUUCUGAAGCAACUAGUAGAUAUUUCGGAAUCGUUGAGUGAGGGCGAGGGUCAACUUGCUCGUGCACUCUACAAAUUGUCUGUACUAUAUGCCGCGAAAGAGGCUGUGGCAGAGAGCGAUACUUGCAAAGCACGGGCUCUUGAAAUCAGGGACCGACUAAGGCUGGAAGAUAAGGAGGCGCCUUUUGAGGAGGAAUAUUUCUCAAAGCUAACAUUAUGGAUGUUAUGGUAG